UGCGCGCCUCCCAUGUCCCACUGAUCUCCGAGAAAGGCUCCCGAGUUUGUAGAGAGUGCGGACAUGGCGAAAUCUUUGGUGACCCUUGAGAAAGGGACGGUCUGCUCGGCAUGGAACUACUGCGGUCAGAGAUUGGCCACUGGUUCCGGCGAUGGAACCCUAGCUGUAUUCGACUCGCAGGACCCAGCUUCUUCUUCUUCCUUUACCUGCACUUCCAAAUCUAGGGCACACGAGGACAGCAUUGUCAAGGUUGUUUGGGUUCCUCCAGAAUAUGGCGAUGCAGUAGCAUGCAUUUGCACUGAUGGAACUGUGUCAUUGUGGGAGGAGGUUAAAGAAGAUGCGCAACCUCCUCAAUGGAAGCUGUGCGAAAGCUUUAAAAGCAAUUCAGCUAAAGUGUUGGAUAUCCAAUUUGGAAUCUCUCUGAGAAGUCUGAAAAUGGUUGCUGCAUAUUCAGAUGGCCAUGUGAAAGUCUAUGAGCUCCUGGAUUGCUUGGAGCUGAAGAAUUGGCAACUUCAGGCUGAAUUUCAGAAUGUGAUUGAGUCAGUCUUUACAUUCAGCAAGGCUUUGUGCUUAUCUGCAUCUAUUUCUUGGAAACCACAAGGAGGGGAAAGCCAGGAAUCAAGUUUCGUUUUGGGUUUCAAUUCGGAUACACCACAACUUAAUUCCUCCAAGGUAUGGGAAUUUGACCCGGCCCACCAAAGAUGGCUUCCAGUUGCAGAGUUGGCGUUGCCUGGGGACAAAGGUGAUCAGGUUUAUGCUGUUGCAUGGGCACCAAACAUUGGCAGACCAUAUGAAGUAAUAGCUGUUGCAACUCACAAGGGAAUUUCAAUAUGGCAUCUUGGAUUGGACCCUGACCUAGAUGGAAGGCUCUCUGUGGAAAAAGUUGCUCUGCUCUCCAGUCAUAAAGGCGAGGUGUGGCAGAUGGAAUGGGACAUGAGUGGAAUGACCUUGGCAACCACCGGAAGUGAUGGGGCGGUGCGGUUGUGGCAGUCUAAUUUGAAUGGCGCUUGGAUGGAACAGGCUGCAUUUGAACCCACUUCUUAGCCCCACCAGUGUGUUAUCUUUGACUUCCUUCAUGUUGUAGUCGCUAUUUCCUGUAUUUAUUAUCAAGAAAUCAGUCCUGCCAACAAGAAACAGUUAAGAAAUCAGAAUUACAAAUCCAUGGUUUCCCUC
Juglans microcarpa x Juglans regia is the source of this 1173-nucleotide messenger RNA. Its product is annotated as protein SEH1. Gene Ontology annotation, biological process: cellular response to amino acid starvation; positive regulation of TORC1 signaling. Gene Ontology annotation, molecular function: protein binding; structural molecule activity. Gene Ontology annotation, cellular component: nuclear pore outer ring; Seh1-associated complex. Lineage: Eukaryota; Viridiplantae; Streptophyta; Magnoliopsida; Fagales; Juglandaceae. The record is from RefSeq and is a predicted model, not a curated record. Bases 64 to 1044 code for a protein of 326 amino acids. The transcript has 9 exons.